AUGGGAGGUACCCUAGAUCGAAGUUAUGGCAAUCAUGGUAGCACUUAUAAUGAUUUAGGACAGUUCAAAAUAGCGAUCCAGUACCAUCAACGUCAUCUAGAAAUUGCUAAAGAGGUGGGAGACAAGGCCGGAGAGGGAAUCAGUUAUAGCAGUCUCGGCAACGCUUAUAAUUGUCAAGGACAGUUCAAAAAGGCUAUCCGGUACCAUCAACGUCAUCUAGAAAUUGCUAAAGAGGUGGGAGACAAGGCCGGAAAGGGAAAAAGUUAUGGUAAUCUUGGCAACGCUUGUAACGGUCUAGGACAGUUCAAAACAGCGAUCGAGUACCAUCAACGUCAUUUAGAAAUUGCUAAAGAAGUGGGAGACAAGGCCGGAGAGGGAAGAAGUUAUUGCAGUCUCGGCAACGCUUAUAAUGGUCUAGGACAGUUCAAAACAGCCAUCAAGUACCAUCAACGUCAUCUACAAAUUGCUAAAGAGGUGGGAGACAAGGCCGGAGAGGGAAAAAGUUAUGGCAAUCUCGGCAACGCUUAUAAAGGUCUAGGACAGUUCAAAACAGCCAUCCAGUACCAUCAUCGUCAUCUAAUGAUUGCUAGAGAGGUGGGAGAUAGGGCCGGAGUGGGAAUCAGUUAUGGCAAUCUCGGUAACGCUUAUCAAGGUCUAGGAGAGUUCAAAACAGCCAUCCAGUACCAUCAAUUUCAUCUAGAAAUUGCUAAAGAAGUGGGAGACAAGGCCGGAGAGGGAAAAGGUUAUGGCAAUCUCGGCAACGCUUAUGACGGUCUAGGAGAGUUCAAAACAGCCAUCCGGUACCAUCAACGUCAUCUAGAAAUUGCUAAAGAAGUGGAAGACAAGGCCGGAGAGGGAAGAAGUUAUGGCAGUCUUGGCAAGGUUUAUAAUUGUUUAGGACAGUUUAAAAGAGCCAUCCACUACCAUGAACGUCAUCUAGAGAUUGCUAAAGAGGUGGGAGACAAGGACGGAGAGGGAAAAGGUUAUGGCAAUCUCGGUAACGCUUAUGACAGUAUUGGACAGUUCAAAACAGCUAUCCAGUACCAUCAACGUCAUUUAGAAAUUGCUAAAGAAGUGGGAGACAAGGCCGGAGAGGGAACCAGUUAUGGCAAUCUCGGCAACAUUUAUCAAGGUCUAGGACAGUUCGAAACAGCCAUCCAGUACCAUCAACGUCAUCUAGAAAUUGCUAUAGACGUGGGAGACAAGGCCGGUGAAGGAAGAAGUUAUGGCAAUCAUGGUAGCACUUAUAAUGAUUUAGGACAGUUCAAAACAGCCAACAAGUACCAUCAACGUCAUCUAGACAUUGUUAAAGAAGUGGGAAACAAGGCUGAAGAGGGAAAAAGUUAUUACCUUCUCGGCAGGAUUUGUCAGGCUCAGAGUGAUUUGAAAACAGCUAUUGCUUGUUUUGCACGUUACCUAGAAAUAUCCAAAGAAGUGGGAGAUAAGACUGGAGAGGCGUGCUCACUGCAUUCCCUUGGAAUCAGUUUUGAGUGCCAAGGAAAUCUUAUGAUGGCCUUUGACUGUUAUUACUCGAGUGUAGAAUUGUAUGAUGAUAUCAGGGCCAGUCUUCAACUCAACGAUCAGUGGAAGAUUUGCUAUCGUAAUUUACACCAAGGAGCAUACAAAGGUUUGUGGCGUAUAAAUCUCAAGCGAGGUCAAGUUGUGAAGGCUCUUCUUGCCACAGAGAAAGGGCGUGCUCAAGCUCUGAGAGAUCUCAUGGUCAGAAAAUAUCAGCCUGAAGAUUCUUUAACGCCUAGAGCAUCCCGCAUUUCUCUGAGGUGGGUUCCAUUGAGUACAGUUUUCAUAGCUAUUAAUGGACCAUGCGUUUACUUCUGGGUUUGCCUCAGUGAAAAUAACAUCCAGAAGAGAGAAGUACACGUGAACAAUUACAAGUAUGAGGAUAAAUUGAAUGUUUUCAUGCAGGUACUGAACCAAACUGCUCUUAAGGAGAUCAGUAAAAGAGAAACUGUAACCAUCGAAUGUCCUCCGCUUGACUUGCCGAUAGAAGAGAAAGUGGCCAAUGAUGUGAUCCGAGUUGAUGUGAGGCACUCCCAAUCCAGCGCUUUAAAGAAGCUGCAUGACAUCAUCGUUACUCCUAUUGCUGACCUGAUCGAAGCCAACGACGAGAUCACGUUCGUUCCCGAGGGGCCAUUUUGCCUUGUACCUUAUGCAGCGUUGCAGGACUCCAACUCAUCA
This is a messenger RNA of Pocillopora damicornis (cauliflower coral), 2196 nucleotides long. RefSeq lists its product as uncharacterized. Gene Ontology annotation, molecular function: GDP-dissociation inhibitor activity; G-protein alpha-subunit binding. Gene Ontology annotation, biological process: establishment of mitotic spindle orientation. The record is from RefSeq and is a predicted model, not a curated record. Lineage: Eukaryota; Metazoa; Cnidaria; Anthozoa; Scleractinia; Pocilloporidae. Gene Ontology annotation, cellular component: cell cortex.